AUGCCGGACGGGAGAGGCGCCACCCUGCUCGAGGACCUGCCCGAGGAGAUCAUCAACAACAUACUCGUCCGGCUGCCGUCCAAGGACGUCGGCCGCUGCCGCGCUGUCAGCGCGUCGUGGCGCAACUCCACCUCCACGCCCGAGUUCAUGCUCCGGCACCACCGCCGCCAGCCGUCGCUCCCCAUAAUGGAUGGCCGGGGGAUGGUCGUCGCACUCGGUGCUGGCGCGCUCUGGCCCUUCCUCCCAGGCGCCAAGCACCGUGACGAGAUUCGCCUCAGAGGCGCCUGUGACGGCCUCCUCGCCGUCUCUCGGGGAUCCCGAUCGUACCUCUGCAACCCGGUCAUCCGCAAGCAAGCUCUCCUGCCACAGCCUCAAGACAUGAUCGGUACUGGGCAAGACAUCGAAAGCAAAAUAAUCGGUUUCUACCAGCACCAUCCAACCGGAGAACUCAGGGUGCUCUGGAUCUCGAAACACUUGCAUGCAUACAAUUUGUAUAUCCUCACGGUAGGAUGUGACAGGCCGAGACACGUGGGACUGCGAACCGCGUCAUCGUCUCCCAUGGAAGAUAAGCCACUCAACGUCUUGUUCCGUUCUGGCCAUUUUCCAAUAGUCGACCACGGCAACCUGCACUGGCAUCCCGAUGUGACGGGCAUCCAAGGUCAGCUUAUUGUGUUCGACACUGAAGCCGAGUCGUUCCGGUGGAUGCGCUUCCCCACACAGCUAUGCUACAAUCUUAAGCUCUUCAGCAUGAAGGGGAGCCUUGCUGUCUCGGGUAGCUCUUGUUGCACGUACACCGUUGUCGAUGUUUGGGUGAUGCAGGAUUACCAGGCUGAAGUCUGGGCUUUCAAGUACCACAUCGACCUAUCAGUCGUGGAGUCAUCAAGACAACUUUAUUUAACUUCUUUCGAAAACGAAAAUGAAAGGAAACCACCACUUGAUUCACUGGUGAAAUGGAUCAAUGAUAUGGACGUGCUUAAUGAGUGUGAGCUGCUGAUCAUGUGUAGUCGAAAACAAGUUCUGCGCUGCGGCGUCGAUGGCAAGUUCUUAGGAAUGGUGAACAUUGGGGAGAGUAAUGGUAUGGAGCUUACUCAGCUUCGCCUAGAAGAGAGCAUUGUUCCGCUGCUGUACCAUGCCAUGCAAGGAGAAGAGGAGCCAUUCUCCUCACAGCAUGUCUGA
Molecule: messenger RNA, 1176 nt
Organism: Lolium perenne
Lineage: Eukaryota; Viridiplantae; Streptophyta; Magnoliopsida; Poales; Poaceae
Product: F-box protein At5g18160-like
Molecular function (GO): protein binding
Source: RefSeq, a predicted model, not a curated record